This is a messenger RNA of Phlebotomus argentipes, 4391 nucleotides long. RefSeq names its product homeobox protein araucan. NCBI's taxonomy places the organism in Eukaryota, Metazoa, Arthropoda, Insecta, Diptera, Psychodidae. The record is from RefSeq and is a predicted model, not a curated record. Gene Ontology annotation, molecular function: RNA polymerase II cis-regulatory region sequence-specific DNA binding; DNA-binding transcription factor activity, RNA polymerase II-specific. Gene Ontology annotation, biological process: regulation of transcription by RNA polymerase II; neuron differentiation; cell development. Gene Ontology annotation, cellular component: nucleus. Bases 875 to 2857 code for a protein of 660 amino acids. The transcript is spliced from 7 exons.
AUACUUUUCGGUCUUUUUUUUUUCGAGAGACAAUCAAUGACUCUGUACUCCCCUCUCGCCCCCCACGAAUUCGACUAUCCUUGGCGAAGGAGCUGUGUGAGUGUGUGAAUUGUUUGGUGAAUCUCUCCGAACGUGGGGAAUUUCCUACCGGAGGACACUCAGGGACAGAUCCCUCCGCAUGAGGAAUUAGCCUGGAGAUGACAUCCUGGCAUGGGUUGAGCCUCCAGAAGGGGUGCGCCAGAGAGGAGAGGCAUCACAUGAAUUGAUACUACCCCUAAAAUGCUGCUCACCACCACUACAAGUGGCUGAGCUGUGGCAUCUCGACGGUGUUUUAUUGUGUGAUAAAGUGCUUGUGCAACAAAAGUGGAGACGCAACGCACCCCAAAACAGCACAUUUGUUUUUGUUGUUUUUAUUUGAUAACACCGAACAACACCCAGUGAACACCGGACUGUGUGUCUCUGAGAACACUUGGGCUGUCUCUGGGCCUAGCGAAUGUAUAAUCGGGUCUAGAAUAGGGGCUGUUCAAGGGCAAGGACCUAGGCUGGCAUCCUUGAUUGUGUUGUGCAGAUUGGUUUAGCAACCUAAACCGCGCGGUAGGGUAGCCAAGUUAGCCUGAUUCUCAAUUCGUGACCUUGACACCCGCAGCAACGCAUAGUGACGGAAUUCGGAACUCUUGACUUGGGGAAUGGGUAGUUUAGUGCUGAACUAUGGCUUCGGUGGCUGUUCCACUGCCUUCUGGGAUCUGCAGAGGACGAAGAAGAAAUCCCCGAUGUAGUUAGUGUUGAGAUACAGCGGGUAUCUUUGGCAUAAACAUUCACGGAUAUUCUCUAUAAGUGUUGUGAGAACUGAACUGAAAUAGUGCAGGUGACUCAAAUGGCAGCAUAUGCGCAAUUUGGCUACAGUUACCCGUCGGCAAGUCAGCUCCUUGUCGGCGGAAGUGGCGGCACAAAUGGCGGCCAGCCGACCGGGGCGACGGGCGCCCCCGCGGGAUCGGCCCAAUCGCCCAUCUCGGCCACCAACGCGCCCUCGCUGAGCCCCGUGGGCUCCGCCACGGGCGCCGGCCCGGGCGCCCUCAGCCCCGGCUCCCUGUCGCAGACGUCCACGAACGCGCCGGCCGCCUCGGCGUCGUCGACCUGUUGCGAGAACGGACGCCCCAUCAUGACGGAUCCCGUGUCCGGGCAAACCGUGUGCUCCUGCCAGUACGACUCGGCCAGGCUCGCGCUGUCCAGCUACUCGCGCCUGCCGGCCGCAGGCGUGGGGGUGUACGGCACCCCGUAUCCGUCCACAGACCAGAACCCCUAUCCCAGCAUCGGCGUCGACAGCUCCGCCUUCUACUCACCACUGAGCAAUCCGUAUGGACUGAAGGAGAGCGGACCCACCGGCGAUAUGUCGGCCUGGACCUCAGCCGGCCUCCAGCCGACCACCGGCUACUAUCCCUACGAUCCCACACUGGCGGCCUAUGGGUACGGCGCAGGAUACGACCUGGCGGCGAGGCGGAAGAAUGCCACGCGGGAGUCCACGGCGACGCUGAAAGCGUGGCUCAAUGAGCACAAGAAGAACCCCUACCCCACCAAGGGCGAGAAGAUCAUGCUGGCGAUCAUCACGAAGAUGACCCUCACGCAGGUGUCGACGUGGUUCGCCAACGCGCGGCGGCGGCUGAAGAAGGAGAACAAGAUGACGUGGGAGCCCAAGAACAAGACGGACGACGACGACGACGCAAUGGUGUCGGACGACGAGAAGGAGAAGGACGACCUCGAUGGCGGCAUGGACAAGAGCCGAGAUCACAAAGACUCCAUCCAUCAUGUGAAGUCUGAGCAGCACGUGAAGGACGAGGAGGAGGACGAUCUGACGGACGACGACCGCAAAACUGAGGCUGCCGCCAUGCUUGCGGCCGGCGGGGGAGCCGGCGGUGGUAUGUCACACCACCACCACCUGCACCACCACCCGCACCACCAUCCGUACCACCCGCACCACCCCCACCACCCGCACGGGAUGCUGGGCGGCGGGUACGGCGUGAAGCAGGAGGAGCAGCAAUUGACGGCGCCAAAAAACCAAACAAGCAGCGACUGUGGCGUGCCGAUUCCGGCCACCAAGCCCAAAAUCUGGAGUCUGGCCGACACAGCCGCGUGCAAGACGCCUCCCCCACUCCCACCCCACUCGGCGCCAUGGAUGGCGGCGCCCGGCUACCAGCAGACGACUGGCAGCGCCGCCGCCAUGAUGAUGGGCUCCGGCGGAGCGCCGCCGCAUGGCAUGCUGGCGAGCGGCCAGCCGCCACCUAUGCAGCAGCAGAUGAUGCCUGGCACCGGCCCCAUGACGACGCCCUUCACCGCCAACUAUGGCCGGUACGGGGGGUUUCUCAGUGGGCCGCCGCCCCCGCCGCCCUCGGCCCACCACUACCCCAACCCCUGCACCACGCCGAGCCACCUAGCCACGGGGGACAGUACGCCCCUGGGCCCCCAAUCCACGCAGAUGUCCAGCAGCAGCAGCAGCACCACGAAUACGCCGCCGGCGAUGGGGUUUCCCGAGGUCCAGACCGAUACGCCACCCCAGACGCCGCCGAGUAUGAAGCUGCCCAGCGUGGCCGGGAACCUGCUCCAUUCGGCCACCCCUACGACCGGUACCUGCUACAGUAACGGCGGUCCGGCCAUGGCUAGUGCGCCGUACGGCGGCGCCGCGUCGCCGGCGGAGCAGAACGGCUUCAUGGGCAACUUCGCGCGCAUGCAGGGCAGCCCCGUGAACAACAACACGCUGCACAAGGACUUCGCGCAGCAGAUGAUGAGCGCCGACAUGGCGGCCUUCAAGCCCUUCUACAAGAGUGCCCACCAGGUUGGGAACGGAUUCGUGUCGCCGGUCUGAGACGAGGACGCCGAGAGUGACAACCACCCUCAAUUUGGCUUUCCGGUGGAGAAAUACUGAAUGAAUGCGGCAAACUCAUGCAAAUGUAUACGAGAUAGUUGACUUUUAUGUUCGUUUUCCAAUGCUGCGCGCGAAGAUGGACAACGAUGGCGCGGCGGAAAUGGGAAAGGAAAAGGGCAAAGUGCAAGCACAAAUCUCAAUAGAAAGGCGACAAUGUUAUGAUUUUGUUCAUUUCUACUCAAAGCAUAUGAAAUAUUUAAAUGGUAUGAAAAUCUCAAAAUAGCUCAAACACAGCAAAUAGAUAAAAAGAAAAACACUCACAGAAAUUCUAUAGAUAAUCAAUAGUGGAAAAUAUAUUAGAUAAAGAAGAAAAUAAUUACUUUCAAUUUCCAAAUGACUUGUACUUUUCACCGAAGACUUUUCUGAGUGACAUUUUCUGUGGGAUUCUUCAAUUUUUGUCACACUUUCAAAAAAAUUGAAAAAUAUCAACAGAAAAUCCACAAAUGGACUUGAGAAUUAAGGAAGAAGAUAAAAAAAAUUGGCACGCAAAUUUGUGCAAUAUAAUCAUUGUAAUUAAUUUUUUUUUGAGACGAGAAAAGAAGUUUCCGUUUUUUAUUGAAAAAAAAAUGAAAGAAAUUGCAUCAAUCUUAAGAGAAGAAAAAAUAAUUCACAUAAAAUAUAUUCGCAAAGAAAACGUAAAUGUAAAGAUAAAUUUUUAAACAAAAAUAAUGAGAAAAAAAAUUCACAAAUUGUCUGUUUAAGCAUUUGUAAUCUGUGAUAAAAAUAACUAACUACUAAAUGAUAAUACUAAUUAAAAUAUUUUAAAAAAUGAAAAGUAAAAUGAGAGUAAUUUAAAAAAUGAGAGAUUUCCAGACGAAUAGAAAAUUCGACUUUUUUUCUAAGGAGCUUCUGUGCUGAUAAAGAAAUAAAAAAGAAGAGGAAGAAGAAAAAAGGAAUAUUGAGAGUUGCGUUUUUGAAGGAUAAAAUGAGAGAGAGAAAAUUACACAAAAGAUGAUUGAAAUGAGUGAAAUUUUUGAAGUGGGCGCAAGAAAUUCUAUAGAUUUUCACUGAAGAUGCAAACUAAAAGUUGUGUAAGUUUAAACAACAUGAAGAAAAGAUUAAUUCAACACUUUGAAUGUAUAACUUUGUAAAUACGAUGGAUGUUUUUUGGAGUAAGUGUGACUUGAACACUCGUAUCAAUUUUACUUAAUAUUUACUUACUUAUCAUUCAAAUGACUCCUCCUCAGUCUGCACGCUCGGCACAAGAAAUGCAGCUCUGACUCAUUGUUUUACUUCUCCCUUGUUUUAUUUCUCUAUGCAAAGCAAAAAUGUAUGGAAAAUUGUGCAAUGCGUUUCUCUGAGUGCAGACUGGGGAGAUUCAUCAAGUAACAAUUUACAUUAUAAUUAAGGAAUAAUUCGUAUAAAGUAUAUAAAGAAAUCAAAUCUAUGUAUAAAUUCACAAUCAUGAAAAAUAGACGGAUUAUUAGAUUUAAUUUGUGGCUUUCACGUCUUUCCUCCCACAAAAUCUCGCGCG